This is a messenger RNA of Planococcus citri (citrus mealybug), 5985 nucleotides long. RefSeq lists its product as uncharacterized. The record is from RefSeq and is a predicted model, not a curated record. The transcript is spliced from 2 exons. Lineage: Eukaryota; Metazoa; Arthropoda; Insecta; Hemiptera; Pseudococcidae. Bases 2956 to 4194 code for a protein of 412 amino acids.
CGAUUGAAAGUUGAAAUGUGUGAAGAAGAAAUGAGGAGAAGAGGAGUAAUUGUGACUCAAUUUGACUAAUGAACUCCAUUUCGAUUAUUAUUUUUUCGGUAGAAUAGAUCCUCAAAAUAGGUUAAAUCGGUACAAUUUUGUGACCCAAGCAGUUCUAUUGAUUCGAUCUUUCACCUUGCAGAUCGCGUCACGAAAAUGGCAGAAGACUUGACCAACGUGUACGACAUUUUGUUUCCCAGUCCACCAACUCUCAAAGAAAUCGCUGCAAUCUCAAUCGCUUUUCGAUUAUGGCGCCAAGAAAUCAACUCACAUCGUAUUAAGAACACUUUGAAUCAGCUCAAUCCGGAACAAAAUAUUCUUUCGAGUGGCUCACUGCCUCGUAUACCACCUUCGAUUAUUUUCUUUAUUGAAAUAUACAUCAGAAGGGCCGGUUCGUCAAUCAGGCAGUGGCUGUAUGAUCAUGGUAUUAACUCAAAACGGAACAUAUUCGGAAGAGAAAUUUUUAACGAUUUCAUUGACUUUGUUGAAGACUUCGACGGUUCAAUUGAUUAUGUGAAGACAGCCAGACGACUUGUGCUAUGUGAUCGAAUUGACAAAAUUUUGAGAUUUAAAAUUGCUUGUUGGUAUUGCUUCGAAGAUGAUAUUUCACAGAUUUGGCGUUCAGUAUCAAAUGAUGUUAGGCUUACGAACGUUUCAUCUUCUCCGAUUCCUCUACCUGACUAUUGGAUAUGCAAAUUGAAAGAUGAACUAUACAUGUUACGUUUCUCAUACCGGGUUACCAUGUCCCUCGAAGAAAACAUUUUCCGCAAUAAUUUUCCCGCUUGGUCCUCACUGGAAUACUUUUGGAAUCAUUUAGGUGUUGCUAGUCGAAUGCGAAUAGCCAAAGCGCCUCCUGUAAAUUUUGUAAAGAUCUUUAGUAGAUAUUUGCUACCUAAAUUUAAUGAGCUAGAGCUUGAUGAAUUUGCCAAAGAACAGGGGUACCGGUUCAUUGCUACAUUGUUGUCAUGUAAGUGUACCUCUGACGACGAUUUUCAAAGCAGAGCGUUUUAUUUUAGAGCAAUGUGGGUACUCGUUAAAAACAGAAUGAAUGGUGACGUGCUAUUUCGCCUGAUUAGAAGAAUUGUUCGAAUGCUGUAUAACCUACAAGAACCAAUUGAUACAUCUGUCUACUGUGAGUUAUGGAAUACGAUACCAGAUAAUGUGAAACCUGAAGUAACUCGUGCUAUCUCGGAAGAAAAUUCACUGUUUACGCCAGGAUUUUUUUACGAGUUAAUAGAUUUACAUAUACAAAGUUCAGGUUUACUUGAUUUUUUAUUCACCAUGCUAUCAGACGCAUCGAUCGAAGAAAAAAAAACAAUUUUGGAACGAAAAUUGGCGCAAGUUGAUCAAAGUAAUGGACCCAACACAGCUGAAUCAGUUGUUGAGCUUAUGCUUUAAUGUUGAUGAAAAUAAAAUCGCUGAGUUUAAAACCACCACUUUGGCUGAAUUAGAAAAUAUCAGAGGAAGGUGCUCAAAAUUACUCAACUACUUAAGGUUUGAAGAACUAAACGAUUUUUUGAGUUUUUGCUACCCUGAUGAGCAAACACGUAAAACUGUAAAAGUGAACUUACUAACGGAAGAGUUCAAGCUUAAAGUAGUCAACCUUAAGAAGGUAUCUCCUCUAUUGAUAGAUUUCAUCAACGAUGCUUACGACAACGUUGAUCUUGCUACAGAUUUCAGAACUCAGUUACUAUUUUCUCCUUCAGCUAUGGAAACAUUCAGAGUAUUUACUCAUGCAAACAGCUAUGAAAAUUUUCAUCAUAUUUCGUUAGUUAUCGACAUAAUAGCACCGUCAGAGCAAAUUGCGCGCGAUUUCAAAAAACUUCACAUAUUUCCUAUGUUUGAGCCAAAAUUGCAUUCUGGCUCUUUAGUCGUGUCUGCUGAAGGUGAAUUUUUAAAUUUUUUGCACGAGUGUUUGGGAAGUGAUGAAGAAAUAGCACGAUUUAAGCAGACUUUGUCUAUGGACGAAAUUGUUCAAAGAAUGAUUCGGAUCGAAAUGGUAUCACAUGGUGGUCCGAAGUUUAAUCCUUUCUUGGAACAACUUCUAGAUUGGUAUUUCGACACUCCACAGGCGCUCGAUGAGUUUAAAGCUAGAUAUGCUGAUGAUGUUGUGUUUGUGAAGUUGACUACUCGUAAGUGAAUAAGUAAGAAAUUUACCUGGGUAGAUACUUGAAAGGUUUUUAUGUAGAAUUGUCAUAAUAUUUUAAUGAAGGGUACCUACUGUUAAGCUAGUUACGAGUAGUUAGGUAGAAAGAUAGGCGGCAUUUAUAGGCGAAUGGGUUUUCCCUGUAUUUACCCAGGUGAAAAACAUGGCUUUAUGCUGUUUCUUUUCUACACAGACGCUUCUAAUACUGGUUGUCCAGUUCCUCCUCCUUCCCCUUCAGGCAGCUUGUAUGUUGCUCGCCAACAUAGCUGUUGUGCGUUUUGGCGGGAACGAAUCAGACGCUUUCCCAGUUAUAUUAGUACUACCUAGCUGGUUCCUCUGGAUCUAGUCUGGCUGCAUGCCAACUUUCAUUAUUUAUACCUACACGUAGUUUUAUGAGUAGUUUUACACUGUGUAGAGUAGAUUUUUAUAAAGUAGAAUUUCUCGAGAUGUAAAUUUAUAACUUUAAAGUACCUACGUAUUUAAUGGAUGGAUGGAUAGUUUAUUAGUAGUUUGUUUUCCUUUAAAUAGUAGUGCAUAGAUUUUCAGUAGCAAUGUCUAUAGCUUUCAGUAUAUAGUUCACUUUUUUGAAGUGUAAUAUUUCAUAAAUUAAAAAGUGUUAAAAUGGAGAAAAUUUUGUGUUCGUUCGUUUUAACCCGAAGAGUACCUCAUGCUACAUAAUUUAUGUUGUUGUGUUUGCAUGCCUACUUUAAACUGGACGUUGAGUUUUUGUGGUUUUGUUAAAGAAGUCGUCAGUAGAUCGCGUCACGAAAAUGGCAGAAGUCUGGACCCACGUGUACGACAAUUUGUUUCCCAGUCCACCACCUCUGAAAGAAAUCGCUGCGAUCACAAUCGCUCUCCAAUUAUGGCGCCAAGAAAUUUACUUGUAUUAUAUUAAGAACGCUUCGGGUCAGCCUAAUCUGGAACAAGAUAUUGUUUCGAGUGACCCACUGCCUCGUAUACCAGCGACGAUUAUUUCCUUUAUUAAAAUAUACAUCAGAAGGCUCGGAUUGUCAAUUAAGCAGUGGCUAGACGAUCAUCGGAAAUUUCAACAGAAUAUAUUCGGAAACGAAAUUUUGAACGAUUUCAUUGAUUUUGUUGGAGACUUCGACGGUUCAAUACAUUAUGUGAGGACAGCAAGACGACUUGUGCGAUGUGAGCAAAUCGACAAAAUUUUUAGAUUUAAAUUAGCUUGUUGGUAUUGCUUCGAAGAUGAUAUUGUGCAGAUUUGGCCUUCAGUAUCAAAUGAUGUUAAGUUUUCAAACGUUUCAUUUUCAUCGGUUCCUCUGCCGCACUAUUGGAUGUGCAAAUUGAAAAAUCAACUGUAUAAGUUACCUCGCCCAAACGUUGCUGGCCAGUCCGUCGAAAAACAAAUUUUCCGAAAUGACUUUUCUUCUUGGUCCUUGAAGGAAUAUUUUUGGAAUCGGUUAGAUGUUGAUACUCGAAUACGAAUUCCCAAAGAACCUCGUGUAAAUUUCGCCAAGAUCUUUAUUAGAUAUUUGCUACCUAAAUGUAAUGAGCUCGAGCUUGAUCAAUUUGUUAAGGAAGGAGUGUACAGGUUAAUUCCUGCAUUAUUGAAGUGUCAGGUUGGCUGUACUAACGACGAUUUCCAAUGCAGAGCGCGUUAUUUCAGAGCAAUGUGGGUACUCGUUAAAAAUAGAAUGAGUGGCGAAAAGAUAUUUCGCCUGAUUAAAAAAAUUGCUCAAAUGCUGUAUAACUUACGAGAACCUAUCGAUACGUCUGUGUACUGCGAGUUGUGGAAUACGGUACCAGAUCAUGUGAAACCUGAAGUAACUCGAGCUGUCUCGGAAGAAAAUUCAUUGUUUCGGGUAGAAUAUUCUCGUGAAAAAGUAGACAUACAUAGUUCAGGUUUAUUUAAUUUUUUGUUCACCAUGCUAUCAGAUGCAUCGGCAGAAGAAAAAAACCUAUUUUGGAGCAAAAAUUGGCGCAUGUUGAUCGACAUAGUUAAUGGGCACAAGUCAGCUGAAUCAGAUGUUGAGCUUAUGCUUUGAUGACAAUGGAGAUAAAAUCACCGAGUUCAAAACGACCUCUUUUACUUCAUUUGAAAAUAUAAGAACGAAGUGUGCAAAGUUACUCAACAAUCUCUCCUUCGAAAAACUAAACGAACUUUUGAAUUUUUGCUAUCCGGAUGAGCAAACAUGUAAAAGUAUAAGACUGAACUUCUUAGUGGAAGAUUUCAAGCUGAAUUUUAGUAACCUUAAGAAGGUAUCUCCUCUAUUGAUAGAUUUCAUCAACGAUGCUUACGACGACGUUAAUCUUGCAACAGAUUUCAAAACCCAGCUGCUAUUUUCUCCCUCUACUUUACAAUUGUUUGGACAAUUGGAGUUUAAUACCUAUCACCGUGCUAUACUAUCUGCUGUCGACAUAAUAGCGCCAUCACAACAAAUUGCGAGUGACUUCAAAAAACUUCAUAUAUUUCCUAGUUUUGAGGGAAAGUUACGUACUGGAUAUUUAUUUGCGUUUGCUGAAGGUGAAUUUUUGAAUUUUUUGCUCGAAUGUUUGGGAAGUGAUGAAGAAAUAGCGAGAUUUAAAGACACUUUGUCUAUGGAUGAAAUUGCUCAAAGUAUGAUUCAGACCGCAAUAACAGUAUAUGGCGGUCCAAAGUAUAUUCCUUUUUUGGGACAACUAUUAGAGUGGUAUUUCAACACGCCACAUGCGCUCGAAGAGUUCAAUGCUAGAUAUGCCGAUGAUGAUGAGUUUGUGAUGUUGACUACUCGUAAGUGAAUAAGACGUAUACGGUUUACCUGGGUACAUGUUAAAAAAAAUUUUUGUGGAAUUGUCAUAAGUCAUAAUACAUAUUUUAAUGAAGGAUACUUCAUCUCAAAUGUAGAAUAUAACCUAUGUACAUAUUUGUAUCUGAUAUGUGAGUUGAUCAGCUUUUUAAAAAUUAUCAGUAGGGCUAGGAUUUUUAUGAUAAUGCUUUUUUUUUGUAGCAACACCCUAUACGGCAUAAAUAUAUUUUCUUUGCGUUUCAUUCCAUUCUGAGGCGAAUGGUGAAAGUUUAUAGUGCUUUUUUUUUGCUUUUUUUGGGUGUAAAUGCUUUAAAAUGCUUAUUUUGGGCCAAAAAGGCGGAAAUUUUGCUUUUUUGGGGCUUUAUCUCGUCGUUAGUGCUUUUUUUGGUAAAAAUUUGGUAAAAUUGAAGAAAUAAGUUCCAAAAUUACAGAAGUUUAUCAACUUUUUGCACAUUUUUGAAAAAAAAAAAAAAAUGUUGAAAAACGAUUAGUUUAAAAAAACAAGGUAGCAAAAACUAAAAAAUAACAAAUUCAGUUUUUAUUUUUCAAUUUUUAUUUUUUAAAUGUUUUUUUCAAUUUUUAGUUUCGGUUUUUUCCUUUUUUUUUCAUUUUCUUCUUUUCGUUCAUUUUGGUUCAAGUUGUAGAUAUACUUAUUCAAGGAAAGUAUCUUGCUGGGUUUGAAAAAACCUUCAUUUUGAUAUGUAACAUGGUAGGAUUUGAUAGCGCUUUUUUUUGCUUUUUUCUUACAUUUUUAUUGCUUUUUUAUAGCGCUUAAAACGUGUUUGAUAGCGCUUAAAAAUCCUAGCCCUAAUUAUCAGUUAUGUAAUCAGUAUAGGUACAUAUAUGCAAUAUUAUCCAGAAAAGAAAACUUCUUAUACCUACUUCGUACUUAUGUAAAACUUUUUAAAAAUUUCAACCCACGAGUAGGUAUACGUACGAACGUACCUACCUAUUCUUAUUGUAAGUUGUUAUGUUUACUGUUUAUAUACCUACCUAUUUCUUUUCGUAUAAUGAAUUUUCGAGUACCUAAUAAAAAGUACUGAACAUUAA